CCUYCCUCAAGUGCAGUGGGGAGGGACAAAGAGUCCUCAGCCCCCAGCGCGUCGGGUCCUCGCCGCCGCGCCCCAGCCCGGAGCCCGCACCUCUCACGUGGUGCCACGCGCGGACAAGCUCUCCUCGGAGGUUGGCCGGGCCAUGGCCAGGUCCCCGCUCGGCCGGGCUCUCAGGAGCACUGCUCUCUCCGUCUGACCGCACUCCAUCCUCCCGCGCCCUCCGGUACCGCGCGCUCCUGGAACUCCAGCCUCGGUCCACACCGUCCGUCCGUCUGUCCGUCCUGGCGCGCAGUCUCGGGCCACCGGCUUGGAUGGACGCCCUGAGGCUGCCCGGGCAUCCAGGGGUCUUGCUUCCGAAGUUGGUCCUGCUUUUUGUGUACGCAGAGGAUUGCCUUGCUCAGUGUGGCAAAGACUGCAGAUCCUAUUGCUGCGAUGGGACCACGCCCUACUGCUGCUCCUACUAUGCCUACAUUGGGAACAUUCUCUCGGGCACUGCAAUUGCUGGCAUCGUCUUUGGAAUCGUGUUCAUCAUGGGGGUCAUUGCUGGAAUUGCCAUAUGCGUCUGCAUGUGCAUGAAAAACAACCGGGGCACCCGGGUGGGUGUCAUCAGAACCACCCACAUCAACGCCAUCUCCUCCUACCCUGUGCCACCACCCCCCUAUGGUUACGACCACGAGAUGGAAUACUGUGCAGACUUGCCUCCUCCAUACUCCCCAACUCCACAGGCCUCAGCACAGCAUUCUCCACCCCCUCCUUAUCCUGGACAUUCACGGAAAUAAUGUUUCUCCUGGAACAGAAUAUGUGUCAAUCAAUGAUCUUGCCUAGAUUGAAAUGCCUCUAUUACCUAAACAAACAGGAAAGGGUUGCUCUAAGGAAUACUUUUAUGGGUCAGAUACUAUUUCUGGUGGACUGUCUGUGCUAAGAGGCACAGGGUUCCCACCCUGAUCAGAGCUGACCCCAUGUGGAUUAUUAUGCAUGGUUCUUCAGAAUCACGUUUUAAGGGAUCUGAUCCACUUAAGCACAUUCAAAGAAGAGGAAUGAGAUUGAGAGAACUUCUCAUAACUGAUGUUUAAAGACUAGAUGAAGGCAGUUUCAGUAUGGAUCCUGUAAAAGAGAAGACUGCAGUAGAACAGGAGAACGGCCCGGACUACAUAAGCCAACAGCUUUAUUCUAUGUAGCUUUAAAGUCAGAACCAGAGUUGCUCCUUCUUUCUUUUAUUAAUAUACGUAUAUUGAGUGUCUGAGGCCUAGUAUGUGCCUGGCACUGUUUGAGGCACUGGAUGGAAAUUACCAGAGGGGACUUUGGUUUUUAGUACAGGCAUACCUCAUUUUAUUGCACUUUUCUUUACUGUGCUUCACAAAAAAAUGCAUUUUUUUACAGAAUGGGGGUUUAUGGCAAGCCUGCAUUGAGUAAGUUCAUCAGCACCAUUUUUCCAGGAGUAUACAGUCACUUCUUGUCUCUGUCUCACAUUUUGAGAUAUUACAAUAUCCCAAACCUUUUUCUUUAUCAUUGUAUCUGUUAUGGUGAUCUGUGAUCAGUGAUCUUUGAUGUUAAUAUAGCAGUUGUUUUGAUAUGCUACAAACAAACUGUGCCCAAGUAGGGCAAGGAGCUUAAGAAAGGGUAAAUAUUGUGAAUGUUCCAACUGCACUACCAACUGACUGUCCCCAUUGGGACUUCCUAUUCCCUAAGAUAUAAAAAAAAAGUUGAAAUUUUGUCAAUGAAUAACCCUAUGUGUUUAACUGAAAGGAGUCAUAGAUCUCUCCUUUUAAAUCAUGCACUAGAAAUAACCAAGCUCAAUGAGAGGCAUGUAGAAUGCAGAGACAGCUGAAAACUCAGCCUCUUGCAGUAGUAAACCAAGUUGUGAAUAUAAAAAAACAAAUUUUGAAGGAAAUUGAAAGUGUUACUUCAGUGAAGACAAGAAAGAGAAGUAGCCUGAUUGCUGGUAUGUAGGACGUUUUAGUGGGUAAAACUUUCUGGAUAGAAGAUCAAACCAGCCACAACAUUUUUUUAAGCCAAAGCCUAAUCCUCUCAUCAAUUUGAUAAAGGCCAAGAGAGUUGAGCGAGCUGCAGAAGAAUAGUUAGAAGUUAGCAGAGCUCAGUACAUGAGGUUUAAGGAAAGAAACCAUCUCUAUAACAAGACAGCACAAGCGAAGCAAGUGCCUAUAUAGAAGAAGCUGCAGCAAGUUCUCUAGAACACCUAGCUCAGGUAAUUCAUGAAAAGGCUAAACAGAUUUUACUUUUAGUUUUUUAAACGACAUGUUUUCAAUGUCAAUGAAACAGCCUUAUAUUGAAAGAAGAUACCAUCCAGGACUUUCAGAGCUAUGGAGAAGUCAAAGUCUGACCUCAGAGCUUCAAAGAACAGGAUGAUUCAAUUUUUUUAAGGGACUAAUACGGCUGGUAACUCUAAAUGGAAGCCAAUGCUCAUUUGCCAUUCUAAAAAUCCUGAAUUCCUGCAAGUUAUACUGAAUAUACUGUUCUUGUGCUCUAUUCAUGGAACAAGAAAGCCUAUUUACAACAUGGGUUACUGAAUAUUUUAAGCCUGCUAUUGAGAUCUAUUACUCAGAAAAGAAAUACUUUUUAAAAAAUUAUAGUUUACAGAGGUAGAAUCAACUCCUGGUAAAGAUGCUGUGCCAUUGUUGAAAUAAACACAAGGGAUUUAGAAUAGUACAAAAAAUUAGUUGACAAAUUAGCAUCAGUGUUUGAGACGAUAUACUGUAAUUUUGAAAAAAGUUCUAAUGUAGAUAAAAUGCUAUCAAACAACAUUAUAUGCUACAGAGAAAUCUUUCAUGAAAAAGUCAAUCUGUGUGUCAGACUCUACUUUUGCCUGAUUUUAAGAAAUUGAAACCUCCUCCCCAUCCUUUAUUAAACACCACUUUGAUCAGUCAGCAGCCACCAAAGUUGAAUUAAAGACCCUCCACCAGCAAAAAUAUUAUGAUCGAAUGCUGACUGAGAUGAUCCUUAUCAUUUUUAGCAAUAAAGUUUUUUUUCAGACAUAAUGUUAUUGCACACUUAGACUCAGUAUAAUGUGAACCUAACUUUAAUAGUCACUGGGAAGCCAAAAAAUUGUGACUCACUUUAUUAUGCUAUUCAUUUUAUUGUGGUAGUCUAGAGCUGAACCCACAAUAUCUCCAAGGUAUCCCUCUAUUUAAAAACAGCAUUUAGAGCUUUCUUAUGGACAAAACUAUUUUGUAAAGCUUCCUGUUAUGAAGACUUCAAAACGAACCUAAUAUAUGACCUAGAAAGGGUACCUAAAUCAAAUGGUAAAUAAGCCCA
Molecule: messenger RNA, 3273 nt
Organism: Urocitellus parryii (Arctic ground squirrel)
Lineage: Eukaryota; Metazoa; Chordata; Mammalia; Rodentia; Sciuridae
Gene: Cyyr1
Product: cysteine and tyrosine rich 1
Source: RefSeq, a predicted model, not a curated record